AUGGCACCCAUCAACUUUAAACCUCUAGACAUCCCCGCCGCAACGUCCUUCGACUUCGCAGACUCCUUCGAGGGAACCAACAUACCGAAGCCGCCACCCUCGCCGCCACCACCCGCUCCGAAGGUGAUUGAGAACAAAGCGAAUGCGGCGUUGUCUUCACACCCAACGACUCCAACCAAUGGUGACGUAGAAAUGAAGGACGCGCCCGCUGACGCGUCGACCAUGCCACCCCCCGCAACUACGUCGACGACCACGAAGCUCUCGCCUGCCUCGCCUACAAGUUCACAGGGCAAACGACCCUCGUCCGUGCGGAAACUGCUUUCCCUUCGGUCGUUACGAGAGAAAGAUAGAAACUCACAGGCACUCAAUGGCAGCAAGACAGACUGGAACGAUGCGGCACGGCCGGGUAGCCCCUACGGUGCUCCGAGCAUCACAAGCGAUGGAUCGCGGCUGAGCCUCGCGCGCAAACGAAGCAGUGGCUGGUUCGGCAGCAGGAGGAAGAGUGGCUUCUUUGGCGGCGGGCUGGAUGAGAACUCGCUGCCCGAUGGAGGUGCUGUGCAGCCUGUAGAGAAGAAAGGUCCACCUCCGCCGACAAUACCGGAAUUCAAAGAGUUUGGCAGUAUCAAUGGAGCGUUGAGCGAUGGCAGUUUAGGGGCCGAGGAUAUGUUCAAGCACAUCAAAGGUUGA
Messenger RNA from Verruconis gallopava, 687 nucleotides. RefSeq lists its product as uncharacterized. NCBI's taxonomy places the organism in Eukaryota, Fungi, Ascomycota, Dothideomycetes, Venturiales, Sympoventuriaceae. Bases 1 to 687 code for a protein of 228 amino acids. The transcript has a single exon. The record is from RefSeq and is a predicted model, not a curated record.